CCCUCCCCUAAGCACAGAGCUCCCCCUCGCUGUCCUCUCCCUGCACCCCAUGGGGCUCGGCACCCAGGGGCCCCCCGGCACCGCUGCCACUGCUGGGGCCCCGCGCGGCUCCCCGCAGAGCUGGCCCCACGGGGCAAACCUGAUCUGCAGGAAGUGCCGGGUGUCUCAGGGCCAAGCCCCCAGCCCCGCCAGGGCAGCCGUGCUGCCGGCUCUGGGCCACAACUGUGACCGGAGGUGAGAAAUCCCCCCCCAGGUCCCUUCCAAAACCAGCCUCUGCUGCGCACUGUCUCAGUUCCCCCAUCACAGUCACAGUCCAGCAGGGCAGGCAGGGGGACGGGGCCAGGAGCAGGGUGCGCCCUGAGGUUUUGGUGUCAGCCUGAGGGUGGUGUGGAUGUGCCAAGAGCGGCUGUGAGGGUCCUGGGCAGUAUGGGGUCCAGAGCACAGCAGCCACCCGCUCACCCCAGUAUUGGCCAUGGGUCUGUGGGGAGCGAUGCUGUCCCCAGCUGCCACCGUCCCCUCCUGCUUCUCAUCCUAACCCACCCACAGGAGGAUGCACGCUGGCACUGGAGGGGCUCGUGGAGGGCCAACCCCACCUGGCUGGGCAGUGGGAGCAGAUUUGGGGCACAGCCGGGGUCCCGAGGGCUGAAUUAUCCCUCCUAGAAGGUAGAAGGGGCACAGGUCCCAGCAGGGCGCAGAGCCAGCAUGCCAAGCCAGGGUGGCAGCGCAGAAUGGGGGGGUGUCGGAGUCCCUGUGAAUCCUCCUGGCAUUGUUCUGGGGCAGGAAGAAGCAGAAAGGGGUUAACAGGGAAGUGCAGCAACUCCUCCCUCGUGGGGCGGGUGUCUCACCUGCAGGCAGCACCCAGCAAGGAGGGAGGUGCUGGGUGCACCCUGGGGCCAGGCAGGUGGGCACCCUGGCACCCCAAAACCGACUCUCACCCCACUCCAGUGCGCAAGGAGCCGGAGGAGCCGCCUGCCCACGUCUACCUCAACAUCCAGGAGCUGCAGGAGGAAGCCGCCACGGGCAGCUCGGCCCCGCCAGCGCCCGAGGAGCCCUGCGGCUCCAGGACGGACUGGGAAACCCACAUGGACACAGACUCUGGACACUUGUUUUAUUACAACCCAGUCACCGGCGAGACCACAUGGGAUUGCCCCUUUGAGCAGGCAGAAGAUGGAGUGAGUCCCGCCGCCUCACCCGCCUCCUCGCUCGCCCACAGCCCGCAGUUUGCCGAGUGGGGCCAGUACGUGGACGAAGCCAGCGGACAGGCUUUUUUCUAUAAUUCGGUAACAGGUGAGACGUCGUGGGACCCCCCACACACGGGCGACAGCUCCCAGGAUAUGUACCCUGGGCUGACGCCGUGCAGCCCCAUGGAGCAGCGGCCGCCCACUCCGGAAGCGGAUUAUCCUGACCUGUCUCCGGAUGAGCUGGAGGGCUACCCCGAGGAGGACUACUCGCCCCUGGGCUCCUAUGAGCAGGGGGCUGCUCACUACCUGCCCCCGAGGUACCCUGAGGAGCUGGGCUCAUCCCCGGGCUGGUAUGGGCACAGCCACCCUGAGGGAGCACCCGGCUACCCCGAGCACUUCGGCACAGAGACGGUCCCGGCAGGCAGCCGGCAGCACCGCGCCAGCAGCAGCUCCAGCCAGGACAGCGGGCUCCUCGCCUGGCCCAGCUGCACGCCAGCGGCACUGGGGCUGAAGGAGGAGAAGUUCAAAAGCCUCGACAAGGCCGGCGUGCUCAACAGGACCAAGAUAGCGGACAGAGGGAAGCGGUUGCGGAAAAACUGGAGUUCGUCCUGGACUGUGCUGGAGGGUGGGAUCCUGACCUUUUUCAAGGACUCCAAGCACUCGUCUGCUGGUGCCCUGAGGCACCCGGGCAACCUGACCAUGCCGGAGCACACGGUGGAGCUGCGUGGGGCCACUGUCACCUGGGCCAGCAAGGACAAGUCCAGCAAGAAGCACGUCCUGGAGCUGAGGACGCGGGAGGGCUCCGAGUUCCUCAUCCAGCACGACUCGGAGCAGAUCAUCGCCACCUGGCAGAAGGCCAUCGCGGACAGCAUCGCCCGGCUGGGCACUGACCUGCCUGCCGAGGAGGACGCCGAGAGCGGGACGGAAUUUGGGUCCCGGGAGAAGCUGGGGAGCAGUGAGGAGAGGAGGGCCUCAGCGUCUGGGCAGGCUGCGGGCACGGCCGAGAGCGACUCGAGCAAAGUGCGCAACAAACUCCGCAAGUUCCUGCAGAGGCGGCCGACGCUGCAGUCCCUGCGUGAGCGGGGCUACAUCAAGGACCAGGUCUUCGGCUGCUCCCUGCAAGUGCUGUGUGAGCGGGAGCGCGGCACCGUGCCCCGCUUCGUCCAGCAGUGCAUCCAGACCGUGGAGAGGAGAGGGCUGGACAUAGAUGGGCUGUACCGGGUCAGUGGCAACCUGGCCACCAUCCAGAAGCUGCGCUACAAAGUGGACCACGAUGAGCACCUGGACCUGGACGAUGGGCGCUGGGAGGACAUCCACGUCAUCACCGGUGCCUUGAAGCUCUUCUUCCGCGAGCUGCCUGAGCCGCUUGUCCCCUUCAGCCACUUUGACAAGUUCAUCGCUGCCAUCAAGAUGCAGGAGCCGGCGCGGCGGGGACGCUGCAUCCGUGACCUGGUGUACUCCCUCCCGCCUGCCAACCACGACACCAUGAUGUUCCUCUUCCGGCACCUCUGCAGGGUGAUCGAGUACAAGGAGGAGAACCGCAUGUCGGUGCAGAGCGUCGCCAUCGUCUUCGGCCCCACGUUGCUGCGGCCGGCGAGCGAGGAGAGCAACAUGGCCAUGCACAUGGUCUUCCAGAACCAGGUGGUGGAGCACAUCCUCAACCAGUACAGCUACAUCUUCCCCGACGGCUAAUGCCUGGCCACGGGGACACGCACGGGGACGAGCCCGGCGGCGGGGACACGAAGUGGCGGGGACUCGGGGCAGGACUCGGCUGCCCGGCACCACAGUGUGCGGGUGGCAGCAGUUGGCACCCUGGCGAUGGGCAGCGCUGGUGCAAGGUGCCCGGCUCGAGCCUCCCGGACAUGGCUGGAAGGAUGGGGACACCACUGGUGGCACGGACCCUGCGGGGAUGGGACCCCUUGGGAUGGGGAGGGCAGGGAGGAGCCGUGGCUGGGACCGAUGGCUGGCAUCAGUGCUCCCAAAUAAAGAGCCUGUUCAGCCACGAGGA
Molecule: messenger RNA, 3189 nt
Organism: Anas platyrhynchos (mallard)
Lineage: Eukaryota; Metazoa; Chordata; Aves; Anseriformes; Anatidae
Gene: ARHGAP27
Product: Rho GTPase activating protein 27
Biological process (GO): regulation of GTPase activity; signal transduction
Cellular component (GO): cytoplasm
Molecular function (GO): protein binding
Source: RefSeq, a predicted model, not a curated record